This is a messenger RNA of Trichoderma atroviride IMI 206040, 1209 nucleotides long. RefSeq lists its product as uncharacterized. The record is from RefSeq and is a predicted model, not a curated record. NCBI's taxonomy places the organism in Eukaryota, Fungi, Ascomycota, Sordariomycetes, Hypocreales, Hypocreaceae.
AUGUCUCCUACCUCUACUGCUGCUAACCGCACCGCCUUGGUGUUUGGAGCCUCUGGAAUCACUGGAUGGGCCAUAUUGCGCGAGGCUCUUAAAUAUUCAACACCCUCAACGUUCCAUAAGAUUAUUGGUCUUACGAAUCGGCCACUGGAUCGUUCAAAGUCGUUUUUACCCGAGGAUCAUCGUCUUGUGAUUGUUCCUGGAGUUGACCUCACGGCGGCUGUAGACGACGUGGCGGCUAAGCUAGCCGGUAUCGAUGGCAUCAAAGACGUAACUGAUGUGUACUUUGCUGCAUAUGUGCAACCCCCGGGAGCCUCAGACUUUGAAGGUUUUGAUAUACUCAAAGAGGUCAACGUGCGAAUUCUUGAGACGGCAGUUCAGGCAGUCGAGCGAGUGAGCCCGAACCUGAGAUUCUGGUCGUUGCAAACAGGUGGAAAGUCAUAUGGCUAUGUACACGUCCAUCAGCUGGGAUUUCCCAAGGUUCCAGCUAAAGAAACCGAUCCGAGAAUUCCCCAGCCCUAUCAAGACCAAGUAUUCUAUUACGCGCAGCAUGAUUCACUUCAGAAGUUGUCUGCUGGGAAGAAUUGGCGCUUUGCUGAGAUUCGCCCAGAUUUGGUUAUCGGCUUUGUGCCGGGUGGUGGUAACGCAAUGAACUAUGUUCAAGCUUUGGGCAUCUUCCUCAGCUUUUAUGCAGACCGCGAGAGACAGUCCCCCGAGCCGAAAAAGACAAUUGCCUAUCCCGGCCCUCUCACCGUAUAUAAUAGCCAUUAUACUGAGAUUGGUCAGACGACGUUGGCUAGAGCUCACAUCUUUGUUUCAAACUUGGACGGAAUAGCAAAUGGUGAGGUUUUCAAUGUCGGCGACUCUCCAGUCACUGCUGGAAACAACUGGGCCGAGAAGUGGGUAUCAAUCUGCGCCAUGUUUGGCCUUGAAGGCGUUGCUCCCGAGGAGACUCCCAGUUUGAGCGUGUUGAAAUACAUGGAACAGCAUCGUGAAGAAUGGGCAGCCUUCGAGGCCAAGCAUGGCUUGAAAUCAGGUAUCAUUGGGAGGACCAGCUGGGAGUUUAUGGACGUGCUUACUUCAUUGCCUGUAUUCGACCGUCAGUAUGAUUUGACCAAGAUCACGACUGCAGGAUUCGAGAGACGCUCCAAUGUGUUGCAGAACUACCAAGAGGCUUUUGAUCUGAUGAGGGCUGCAAAGAUGAUUCCAUAG